UAACAGUAAAACAACUGGAAUAGUUUCAUGGAUGGUUCCGUAAAUGUUUUACUUAUUGUUUUCGUAUUAUAUCCUGUAGGCCCUCUGUGAUAGCGUCCAGAUAGUAUAUAGUAUAUUUGACUUCGGGACAAAGGCCUACUCUUGUGGACAAUAAAUCGAAAAGCUAACGGAGGGAUUAUACCGGAUUGGAUUAGGGGAUGGAGUAGAAAUUACAGCAGACCUUUAAUUCAUAACUUAAUAUUCUGGAAAUGCACGGUAAACAAUUUGAUCGGAGUUCUGCCCAGUCAUAGCCGCCCACAGUCACCAGAUGAGCGGCAUUCGUAAGAUAUCCCCGCGGAGCCAGCGCAACUCCUCCCCAAUCCACUGCAAUAUGGUGCUGUUGGGGGCGCUGGGGGUAGGAAAAUCAGCCUUGACCGUCAAGUAUAUGACGAAGAGGUUUAUAAUGGAAUACGAUCCUUAUUUGGAGGAUACUUACAGCAAACCAGAUGUUGUUGAUGGGCAAGACGUCACGAUCAAUGUUAUGGACACAUAUGAUCGGGAUCGGCAAGAUCUCGAGAAAUAUUACAAAUGGGCAGAUCUGGCGCUGAUAGUCUACAGCAUCACGAGUCGGCCGAGCUUCAGGCAAGUCCGGGAGUACAUCUACAGCAUAGCUCAAUACCAGAAGACAACCGGCAAGGACAUUCCUAUUGUGUUGGUAGGCAACAAGGUGGACUUGGAAAGAUACAGGCAGGUAAGUAAGUCCGAGGGUAGCCGGCUGGCGACGGAAAACGACUGUCUUUUCUACGAGACCACCGCCGCGGAAGAAUUCGAACACGUCCAGAGUAUAUUCCAUGAUGCCGUACGGAUGCUUAUCGGGCAGGGCCGAGAGCCCACCAUGGACCUCCUGUACAUAAAUGAAGAAAACGGACGUGGCGGGUUUUCGGGCAAUCCGUACUCAAGACAAAAACAAGCGUCGUCUUUUCGACGGGCGAAAUCUCCCAGAGGUUUUGAGAACGGGAAAGACAAGAAAGGGACGACAAGUUUUAAAUUCUUCAACAAAAGUUUCAAAAUAUUCAAUUAACCUUAAAUGAUUAUCAACGUGGAGUUGAAACUUGAUAGACUGACGUGACAUUUCAGUCUGGCAAAACUGAUUAAAAUGUGGUAUGCGAGAUGAAUUAGAGCUUCGAGUCGUGUCGGUCAGUAGAAUUCUGGCAAUGUACAUGUACAAUGUAGACCACUGAUAAGAAGAAAUGACGUGGUUAAAGAUACCAUGGGUAUAGACAUUGGACGUGUUCGUUCAAGAAGGAAGUCAAGCGCCUUUUUGUGACAGUUGAGAUAUACUUGACGACCGCAUUCUCCAGACCGUCUGGUGUGAAUACAAAAGUUUGAUAUAGCUAUAAAGCAGUGUGACGCAUUAAACUUGGUUGCCUCAUGCAUUCUCCAUUAAUCUAAUGGCGUUUCUUGCGCAUUAUUCUCUUGAAAUGGAAGAAAUGGCACUUGACCACCUUCUUGAACUACCAUUCCAGUGUACAUGUAUAUCAUUUGUAACGUUUCGGCUGUUUCCGGCCGUUUCCGGCCACUCAUUGGCAAAAACAAUGCAAGUUGGCAAACGCAAAAUCGGUGUAGUAGUGAAUUUCAAGCGUCCCUUCUGAACUAUGUCGUUGUCUAGUGGACUCAUUAAAAUGUGAAAUAUAAAUGUACAUUUUGUAUAGAAUCUUCUUAGAUUAAUAAUAGACUAUUCAGAAGUAGAA
Molecule: messenger RNA, 1730 nt
Organism: Lineus longissimus
Lineage: Eukaryota; Metazoa; Nemertea; Pilidiophora; Heteronemertea; Lineidae
Product: ras-like protein family member 12
Exons: 6
Coding region: 308-1060 (250 amino acids)
Molecular function (GO): GTPase activity; GTP binding
Source: RefSeq, a predicted model, not a curated record